This is a messenger RNA of Dryobates pubescens (Downy woodpecker), 2059 nucleotides long. It is a transcript of the gene MIER1, whose product is annotated as MIER1 transcriptional regulator. Gene Ontology annotation, molecular function: histone deacetylase binding; transcription corepressor activity. Bases 173 to 1714 code for a protein of 513 amino acids. Gene Ontology annotation, biological process: negative regulation of transcription by RNA polymerase II. The record is from RefSeq and is a predicted model, not a curated record. The transcript is spliced from 13 exons. Gene Ontology annotation, cellular component: nucleoplasm. Lineage: Eukaryota; Metazoa; Chordata; Aves; Piciformes; Picidae.
CCGCCCCUUGCCGCCGCUCCCCGGCUCCCGCCGCCGUCGCUGCCGUCGCGCAGACUGACCCGCCGGCGCUGCUUCCUCCGCCGCGCGGCGAUGUGACCCCUCCCCGCUCCCCGUCCUCUCCCUUCUUCCCUCCCCGCCCGCCGCCGCCCGCCGGCCCGCCCGCGCAGCGAACAUGGCGGAGCCUUCUGUUGAGUCUGCAAGCCCAGGAGGUUCAGCAACAUCUGAUGACCAUGAAUUUGAUCCAUCAGCUGAUAUGCUGGUGCAUGACUUUGAUGAUGAACGGACAUUAGAAGAGGAGGAAAUGAUGGAAGGAGAAACAAACUUCAGUUCUGAAAUAGAGGAUCUUAACAGGGAAAGUGAUAUGCCAAUCCAGGAGCUGCUCAGCCGAUACGGCUACGAUGGUACCAUGCCGCUCCAAGAAGAUGAGGAGGAUGAGGAGGAAGAAGAGGAAGAGGAGGAGGGAGAAGAUGAUGAUGAUGUUGAUAAUGAUGACAACAGUGGCUGUAGUGGUGAAAACAAAGAGGAGACCAUAAAAGAUUCAUCAGGUCAGGAAGAUGAGACCCAAUCAUCUAAUGAUGACCCAGCACCAUCUGUUGCUUCUCAAGAUCCACAGGAGAUAAUUCGCCCUCGUCGAUGUAAAUAUUUUGACACAAAUAGUGAAAUAGAAGAAGAAUCCGAAGAAGAUGAAGAUUAUAUUCCCUCAGAAGACUGGAAAAAGGAAAUCAUGGUGGGCUCGAUGUUUCAGGCUGAAAUUCCAGCUGGCACCUGCAAAUACAAAGAGAAUGAAAAAGUGUAUGAAAACGAUGACCAGCUGCUGUGGAAUCCUGACUUCUUACCAGAAGAUAAAGUGAUUGAGUUCCUAAACGAGGCAUCGAGGCGUACAGGGGAGGAGAAAGGUCUAGAUGCAAUUCCUGAAGGAUCACAUAUUAAAGACAACGAGCAGGCAUUGUAUGAACUGGUGAAGUGCAAUUUUGAUACCGAAGAAUCAUUACGAAGGCUGAGAUUUAAUGUGAAAGCAGCCAGAGAAGAGUUGUCUGUUUGGACAGAAGAAGAAUGUAGGAACUUUGAACAAGGGCUGAAAGUCUAUGGCAAGGAUUUCCAUGUGAUUCAGGCAAAUAAGGUACGAACGAGGUCAGUGGGGGAGUGUGUGGCCUUUUACUACAUGUGGAAGAAGUCAGAGCGCUACGAUUUCUUUGCACAGCAGACCCGCUUUGGGAAGAAGAAAUACAACCUUCAUCCUGGAGUCACAGAUUACAUGGACCGUCUGCUGGAUGAAAGUGAAAGUGCUGCCUCCAGCAGAGCUCCAUCCCCACCUCCAACAGCCUCCAACAGCAGCACCAGCCAGUCGGAAAGGGAAGACAGCACCACCAGCAGCAGCAAUCAGAAUGGGGUGUCUGCCAACGGGCCAGGGGAGAUACUGAAUAAAGAUGAAGCAAAAAUGGAAGGGUUGCACGUCAAUGGACCUAGCAGUGGCAAGAAAACACCUCACACGGAUCUGGAUACCAAUGGCUACGAGACUGAGAACCUUGCUGCUGAACCAAAACUCGCUCAUUCAGCUUCGAGGAAUGAAAACGACUUGGAAGAGAAAAACGAAAGACCUCUAAAAAGAAGAAGAAUUAACAGCAAUGGGAAAGAAAGUCCAGGUUCUGCAGAGUUCUUCCAGGAAGCAAACUCACACGGGAAGCUUGAAGAACUAGAAACUUUGGAGGACUGAAAUCCAAGCAGCUGAUUUUUAUUCCAUGGAGUAAAUGUUGGGGUGUCUAAAAUUUUCAGGGUUGAUGGGUUACCUUACCAAAAAACCAAGCCAAACAGCAAAAACCCAACAAAUCCAGUUCCAGAAAACAUAGGUAUAUACAAGUAUAUAUAUAUUUAACUUCUUUUCCCCUGAUACCUGCCGGUUGGCUCUUAAAAAUCUGAUUAUUUGGUGGUCUUCAGUGCUGAAAAAGCAGUGGGAGGAAGGAAAGAAAAAAGCUGCGUUCCUCAGACUCUUAAAAAUAUUUCAGGAACAAAGGUUUCUGCAACAACCCCCCCAAAAAAUCCUCCCAGAUGAAGAAGUUAA